AUGCAUGACGUUACAUAUAGCCGAGACUCUAUCGAUGACUUUAUUGAAGUCCCUAUGCCAGAGGAUGAGGAGGUAUUUUCUAUCAACACCACACUCAGAGUGCCAAGAACAGCCGCAAUGCCCGGAACGAGCACGUCCAGAAGUAACCCUCGUGAAAACAUCAAUAUGGCAACAACAUGGCUCGACAUAUCGUCUUUAUAUGGCAGCACUACUGAUAUAGCACACCGACUUCGAUCAAAAGUUGAUGGCAAACUUCUCACGCAAGAGGUCCAGUCCCCUGGCACCAGGGCAAAAGCCUCUUACCUUCCCUUCAACACCAUGGGUGUACCGACCAAUACGCGGCCUGGUGUAGAGCCAGAGGGACUGUUUGCCGGAGGCGAUCCUCGUACCAAUGAAGACUGGCUACUUCUUGGUAUCCACACAUUACUAAUUCGUGAGCAUAACAGGCUCUGUGACAUUCUCAAGAAGCAGAAGCCGGGCUGGGACGAUGAGCAGCUUUAUCAGACCGUGCGACUCGUCAUGUCUGCGAAACAUGGAUUGAUCGCCAACGCAUACCAAAAUGGCCUAUUGGACGGAGAAGAUACCAUGGCCAAGAGAUGACGGAUUUCCUCUUUACCGUCAGAUGUUUGGUGAGAACGCAUUGGAGAUAAACCCUGGCAACACGUAUCCUUGGCCGCUUGUC
Fusarium odoratissimum NRRL 54006 is the source of this 682-nucleotide messenger RNA. RefSeq lists its product as uncharacterized. Gene Ontology annotation, molecular function: peroxidase activity; heme binding. The record is from RefSeq and is a predicted model, not a curated record. Gene Ontology annotation, biological process: response to oxidative stress. The coding region runs from base 1 to 600 and encodes 199 amino acids. NCBI's taxonomy places the organism in Eukaryota, Fungi, Ascomycota, Sordariomycetes, Hypocreales, Nectriaceae. The transcript has a single exon.